UACAGCACAAUGAAUGACCAAGAGCUGGACAACAUCAUAUCGGCUAUCAAAAAUCAGAUGCCAAAUGCUGGCUAUCGAAUGGUUCAAGGACAUUUGGUUUCUAUGGGUCUCCGUGUUCAGUGGUGGAGAAUGAUGGCCUCCAUGCAUCGAGUUGAUGCUGUAGGGAUCUUCAAACGGAUCACAGAACUAGGCUGUGUUGUGCGAAGAAGCUACUCGGUGCGAGGCCCUCUCUCCCUGGUCCACAUAGACACAAAUCACAAGCUAAUAAGGUACAAUGUUGUGAUCUUUGGUGGAGUGGAUGGCUACUCAAGGAAGGUCCUGUACUUGGAUGCAGCAACUAACAACAGGGCAAAAACUGCAUUCUCAUUUUUCCUGAGAUCAGCCCAGCUUCACGGCUUGCCAUCAAGGGUUAGGGCAGAUCAAGGAGUAGAAAACCUGGACAUUGCACAUUUCAUGUUUGCCACAAGAGGAACAGGGAGAGCGAGUUUCAUAUCUGGAAAGAGUGUCCACAAUCAGAGAGUAGAACGACUUUGGCGUGAUGUCUGGAUUGCAGUCACUAGCAAGUACCAUGAUAUUCUUCACUCACUCGAGGAGGAUGGCCUGCUUGACAUUUCAGAUGUCAUUCAUCUUUUUGGUGUCCACUACAUCUUUGUCCCUCGACUCCGAGCAGAUCUUGUCACCUUUGUUGGAGGAUGGAAUAAUCAUCCCCUCAGGACAGAAGGUGGUCUCACUCCUGAACAGCUCUGGUGUAUGGGACAUCUACAAGAGCUGGACGAGGGCGAGAGACUUGAGGAGCUUCGGGAUCCAGGCAUUGACUGGGAGAGUGCUGUACUGCAAGAAGAAUCUAACAGCACAGUUGUGGUUCCUGAAGUUGAAUGCCCACUGGAUGAGGAAACCCUGGAGGGGCUUCAGAGAACUAUUAAUCCCUUGGAACAUUCUGAGUCACACGGUCGUGACCUGUACAUACAAUUCUUGCUACAGGUGUCAAACCAACAGUGACACUUAACAUGGACGUGAAAGUCAACGUUCUUUUAAGUUCUCAAAUACUGGAUUUCUUUGCUAAAACAUUCAGAUUACAAGUAGACAAGCAAACAAAGCACUUGCUUAUUAUCUAUCAACGUAGGACCCUACACAAAGUUUUGAAGUCUUGUCAUUUUCAUGAAACGGCUACGAACAUCUUAACAGCUAAUGUUUACAAACAUUUUU
Maylandia zebra (zebra mbuna) is the source of this 1206-nucleotide messenger RNA. RefSeq lists its product as uncharacterized. Lineage: Eukaryota; Metazoa; Chordata; Actinopteri; Cichliformes; Cichlidae. The record is from RefSeq and is a predicted model, not a curated record. Gene Ontology annotation, biological process: DNA integration.